GCCGGGAGAGCGAGCGAGUUGCGCAGCUGCCGUGCGCGCACCCCCCCCGCCGCCGCCGCCGCCGCCGCCGCCGCCGCCGCCGCCAGCGCCAGCAGCAGCAGCAGCAGGGGCAGGAACAGGAGCACCUCACUGGCAUUUAACGAGCGGAGCUGCUAGUUGCGCUGGAGAGAGACGCGCAGGGAGGAGGAGGAGGAAGAAGAAGAGGAGGAGGAGGAGGAGGACGGGAAGAGGAGAAGGAGGAGGGGAAGAGGAGGAGGAGGAGAAGAAGAAGAAAAAGAAGAAGAAGAAGAAGAAGAAGACGAGGAGGGAGAAGAGGAGGAGGAGGCCAAACGGACACCAACUGAAACAAAAGUAUUUCCAAACCAGCACCCAACUCCACCUUGUGAGGCUCCCACAGCAUGGCUUCCGAGGAACUCUACGAGGUAGAGAGAAUUGUUGACAAGAGGAAAAACAAGAAAGGAAAAACAGAGUAUUUGGUGCGAUGGAAAGGAUACGACAGUGAAGAUGAUACUUGGGAGCCAGAACAGCACCUUGUCAAUUGUGAGGAAUAUAUACAUGAAUUUAACAGACGCCACAAUGAAAAGCAGAAAGAAAGCACAUUAACCAGGACAAACAGGACCUCUCCAAAUAAUGCCAGAAAACAAAUUUCUAGGUCUACCAAUAGUUCUUUUGCAAAGACAUCUUCUAAAUCUUUAGUUAUGACUAAAGAACACGAGUCAAAAAAUAGUCAACUUUUUUCUGCCACACAGAAGUUCCGGAAAAACAAUUCACCAUCGCUUUCUGGACGUAAAAAUAUGGACCUUGCAAAAUCAGGUAUUAAAAUCCUAGUGCCCAAAAGUCCAAUUAAGAGCCGGACAACAGUUGAUGGCUUCCAGAAUGAAAGCCCAGAUAAAAUGGACCAUAUAGAACAAGAUCAAGAUGACUCUGUAGCACCAGAAGUAGCAGCAGAAAAACCUGUGGGAGCUUUGUUAGGACCUGGUGCAGAGCGUGCAAGGAUGGGGAGCCGACCAAGGAUACAUCCAUUAGUGCCACAAUUGCCAGUGCCAGUUACAGCCACAGCAUUAACAAUAAAUGGAAAAGGUACACCCACCUUCAUGGAAGCUUUAGCAGCUAAUGGUACAACCAACAUCCAGACAUCUGUAACAGGAGUGACAGCCAGCAAACGAAGGUUUAUUGAUGACAGGAGAGAUCAGCCCUUUGAUAAAAGGCUACGUUUCAGCGUGAGACAAACGGAGAGCGCGUACCGGUACAGAGACAUUGUUGUCAGGAAACAAGAUGGAUUCACACACAUUUUGCUAUCCACAAAGUCGUCUGAAAAUAAUUCAUUAAAUCCAGAGGUAAUGAAGGAAGUCCAAAGUGCACUGAACACAGCAGCUGCAGAUGACAGUAAACUUGUGCUGUUCAGUGCAGUUGGUAGCAUUUUCUGCUGUGGUCUUGAUUUUAUUUAUUUUAUACGUCGUUUAACGGAUGAUAGAAAAAAGGAAAGCACUAAGAUGGCAGAAGCUAUUAGGAAUUUUGUGAAUACUUUUAUUCAGUUUAAGAAGCCUAUCAUUGUAGCAGUAAAUGGCCCAGCCAUUGGACUUGGAGCAUCUAUAUUGCCUCUGUGUGACGUGGUCUGGGCCAACGAGAAGGCCUGGUUUCAGACACCAUACACUACUUUUGGACAAAGUCCAGAUGGAUGUUCAUCCCUUACAUUCCCUCGGAUUAUGGGCCUGGCUUCUGCCAAUGAAAUGUUGUUCAGUGGAAGGAAGUUGACAGCGCAGGAAGCUUGUGCCAAAGGACUCGUCUCCCAAGUGUUCUGGCCAGGAACAUUCACACAGGAAGUAAUGGUUCGAAUUAAAGAACUUGUCACAUGUAAUUCAGUUGUACUUGAAGAAUCCAAAGCUUUAGUACGUAACAUCAUGAAGGUGGACUUGGAACAAGCAAAUGAAAAGGAGUGUGAAGUUUUGAAGAAAAUCUGGGGCUCAGCACAAGGGAUGGACUCAAUGUUAAAAUAUCUGCAGAACAGAAUUGAUGAAUUCUGAUGAGAUGCCCGUGACACUGGAAUUGUAUUUCUUGGACAUCGGGGCAAGCAAAAUAAGCCCAUUUAAAAAACCCUUAUAUAAACUAACCCCUUGCUCAGCUUGGGAACAGGAGUGGACACACACCCCCCUCCCCUUUUAUUGUCAAGGGGUUUAAAAGUACUGUAUCUCUUAAAUUUGAACAAAACUCCUUUCUCCCUGAUUGUUACAUGCAGAUGUAUACACACACAAGUGUAUGUGUGUGCAUAUAUCUAUAUAUGUCUUUUAUAUAUAUAUAUAUAUAUUUAUAUAUAUAUAUGGAUAUAAAUGUAAUAUGUGUGAGAGUGUGUAUGUAGACACACACACACACACACACACACUAGGUUAAAAAUUAUAGAGUGCACUACCAAACAUCUCUUUAAAAGCUCUAGUUUUUGUUAUCUUUGGCUAGUACUGUAUCAAAUAGAGAAUUAAUUAAAAAGUGAAUGGUGUUGCAUUAUUUUCUGUGUGGCAGGGAAGUCUGGAGUAAUGCUUUUCUUUUUCAUGAGAAUACAGAAUUGAAACGGGUAUUAGCCAGCCCUUGCUUUCUCUGCCCAACGAGUCAGCUUAGAGAAAAGGUAUUGUCUCAGAAGAAGGUUGAAAUACCUCAAGUAAUGGAACAUUCUGAAACUUUGGGGUACACAAACCCUAUUAUGCUUAAAUCACACAUAUCCCCAAAAAGAGAGUGUGCUCAGGAUGAAUGCUAAGGAAACACUCUGUUAUUUUUUGGGGGGGAGGUAUAGAGGGGUGGGAGGAAAGGGCAGGAGUAUGUCUGAUUCUUACCCAGACAGCAUGAAGAAACCACUGUCUCUUAGGGAAAGGGAAUGAGGGAGAGCCAGAGGGAAAUGGAAGGGGAAAGGAAGGAAAACAAAAGAAAAAAACAACACAAAAAAGCUUGUUUUGCAGUAUUAGUGAAUCACUGAAUAUCUUAUGUAUGAUUAUCCUAAGUUAUAAGUUAGUUUUAGUGGGUUUUUAAAAAGCCUCUCUGGGUUAUUUUUUUGUUUGUUUGGGUUUUUUGUUUGUUUAUUUUGGGUUUUUUUUAAUAACUACAUAAGUGCUCCUGUUGCUGGGUGAAAAUACUACUUUAUAUACAGUUUGGGUUUUGUUUUUGGUUCUUUUUUCCUAUUUGCUGGUUUAACUGAGGUAUUACACCAAAAAUGCAUUUUAUGUUCAUAAAUUUUAGGUUCACUUAGAAUAUAUUAUUUAAUAAGUUAAAAUUCUUUUGGCACACUAUUAAGUAAAAAAAAAAAAACUCUUUAAAAAAAAAAACUACCUUAUAUUAGAUGUUUAAUGUUCUUUGUCUAUGCUUUUUUAUUAUUUGAAAUAUACACUAUAUGCAGUAUGGUGUAAAACAGUGCCCUGUGUAAAUAGACCUAUUUUGCAUUCCUUUCAGGAGUGGUUAUUGAUUCCUGACUGCAGAUAUCUAUUAUUACUUGGGUAUCUGUGCUUGCAAUCUUAUUGAAUGUAUUAUGAAGAAUGAAAAUGAAAUCAAACCUUAUUUUUGUACAGUUUUGAACUUUUUACUUGGAACUGACCCACCUCCCCUUCCCAGUGGAGAGCUGUACAGUGUGUAAAUCUGCCUUUACCUUGAAUUGGUACAGUAUUUUUGCAUCUGUGGGACCUACUUCUUUGUUCUAGUAGUUUGAACUAUAUAUAAACUGUACAAUCUGUAAAGUUUUUAUAGAAUAAAUAUUCAGCUGUGAAAACUGGUUAAAUAAAACUAAUAUUUCUUAACACAUUUUAAAUGUGGUUCUCUCACAGAGUUGUCUUUUUUGAAGACACUUCCAUUCUAGUUUUGAAGUUGCUGAAAAAAAACUUGUAACUUAGAUGCUUUAAUAUUUGUUUUAUAUUGUUUAAAAAGCUCAUAAUUUCCUUCAAAUUAAAACUUGAAUAUUAAUUUAUUGAUGUAAAUUUUAUGUAAAUUUUCUCUAACAGAAAGAUGGGGAAAGAAGACAUAGGGAGUCAUUCUGCUUUUAAUUAUUUUGUUAGAGUUCAAACUAAUGUUCAGUAAAUGCUUUUUUGCAAGGGAGUCAUUCUGCUUUUAAUUAUUUUGUUAGAGUUCAAACUAAUGUUCAGUAAAUGCUUUUUUGCAAUCUCUUAAAAAA
Haemorhous mexicanus (house finch) is the source of this 4144-nucleotide messenger RNA. RefSeq names its product chromodomain Y like (gene CDYL). Gene Ontology annotation, molecular function: transcription corepressor activity. Bases 399 to 2024 code for a protein of 541 amino acids. The transcript has 7 exons. Lineage: Eukaryota; Metazoa; Chordata; Aves; Passeriformes; Fringillidae. The record is from RefSeq and is a predicted model, not a curated record. Gene Ontology annotation, cellular component: nucleus.